UGACAAUUUUAUUAAAUAUAAGAUAUUUUCUAGCAUAUAACAUGUUACAGCAAAAGUGCUAGGAAUUAUUUAAAAAAAACUAAAAAGUAAUUUACAAAAUUUUUGAAAAAUAAUUAGAAAUAUUUGAAAGCACACACAACUGGGAGCAUAUAUAAAAGAAGAAAAUUAGAAUUUGUCAUAAAAUAUAUUCAGCCAAUGGUUUAUAAUUUUAGAUAUUGAAUAACAGAUACAAAGUUUCUCAUAAUGGGAAAUAAACAGAUAAAACAACAUUUGGAAACUGCCCAAAAGACUGGAGUUUUAAAAAUAUCGUUACAAAGACUUCAAGAUUUCCCCCCCCAAUUAAAAACAUUUCCAAAUGUUUUAAAAACUUUGGAUAUAUCUGAAAAUCGUUUUGUAACAUUACCUGAGGAAAUUGGACGUUUUACUUUAUGCAAACAUUUAAAUGUAUCUGGAAAUCGUCUUACUGAAUUACCGGAGAUCUUGGGAAACUUAACAAAAUUAGAAGUAUUUAUAGCAAUGAAUAAUAUGAUAACAAAUAUACCACAAUCAAUGGCGAAUUUGAAAAAUUUAAAACAAGUUAAUUUGAGCAAUAACCAAUUAGCAAAAUUUCCUACAAUGUUUUGUCAAUUAACACAUUUAGAUGUUUUAGAUUUAUCACGUAACAAAAUUGUGGAAAUACCAAAUGAAGUAAAAGAUUUAUAUGUAACUGAAUUAAAUUGUAAUCAAAAUCAAAUAUCUAUAUUAUCUGAUAACAUAGCAUUGUGUCCAAAACUAAAAACACUACGUUUGGAAGAAAAUUGUCUGCAAGCAAAAGCUUUUUCGCCAAAAAUUUUGAUUGAAUCAAAAAUUUCAAAUAUUUUAUAUGAAGGAAAUUUAUUUAAUCCAAAAGAAUUCAAUAGUCUUGAAGGCUAUGAAGCCUAUCAGGAAAGAUAUACUGCUGUGAAAAAGAAAAUGUUCUAAAUACGUUGGAAUUGCGCCUUCAAUUAAUAUCGCUCAAUACAUAAUUUCUUUACUUUAACUUUAUUUCUGUAGACAGAGUAAAACUUUCUUAAUUUUAGCUUUAAAUUAAAUAUUUAUGUUAUAAAAAGUAAAUUUAUUAUUGAUAUUGAAGAAAUUUGUACUGUGUAUUUUUUAAAAAUGAAAAUUCUUAUUUAGUAAAAUUGAUGUAUAAAAAUUGAUAGUAGGUAUUUGAAAAUAUUAAUUAAAUUACUCGUGUGUUUUUGUAUCUAAAAUCUAUAUAUCAGCCUUUGUAAAAAUAAUUUUUGUUAUUCGAUAAAAUGU
Molecule: messenger RNA, 1281 nt
Organism: Condylostylus longicornis
Lineage: Eukaryota; Metazoa; Arthropoda; Insecta; Diptera; Dolichopodidae
Product: leucine-rich repeat-containing protein 57
Exons: 1
Coding region: 244-960 (238 amino acids)
Molecular function (GO): protein binding
Source: RefSeq, a predicted model, not a curated record